Molecule: messenger RNA, 2758 nt
Organism: Parasteatoda tepidariorum (common house spider)
Lineage: Eukaryota; Metazoa; Arthropoda; Arachnida; Araneae; Theridiidae
Source: RefSeq, a predicted model, not a curated record
CAUUCGAGCACAACAGUAAUCUAUUGAAUCACAUUGAAUCAAGUAACUUAUAUGCACCACAACAUUUGAAUCUCACCGAUUCCUGAAAAUGCAGGUUCUUGCGAUUCUCGUAGCAUCAUUUCCUCUGAUAACAGCACAAUUCCCAUUUCCGUUCCGAAAUCAAGGAUUUAGGAAUGUGAGGACACCUCUUACAACAUCAGCUUCGAGACAGAUGCCUUACCUGUCCAUCCCGAUUGUGCUCAUGCCUGAUGGUCAAAUGGUGCAAAAGCCGGGUCCCAUUAACUACAAGUACUUAGGCGACACUACUCCCCUCAUGUCGAAGCAAGUUCUGAAAUCUCAUGCUACGGUCAUCGAAGACACUUCUCCUCAGUACCAAUUUUCUUUGACACCACCAUCUCAUACACAGAGCAAGAUGCCCGACGCCACCAUUUACACUGGUGCAUCACAAAAACAUUUACGGAACGCCGAUACCAUUCACUUAAGCAGUCCUAUCAACACUCAAGUUAUUCACUCAUCCCAAUUUCAGCUCCAGCGCCAAAGAAAUAACCCUAGUCAGCAACAUCUCGUAUUAAACGCUCAUCAUUUUCCGUCAAAACAGCAUGUUGUUAAUUUUCUAAAUUUCGCUUCUCAGAUUGGCAGCAAUGUUCUCGCCAAACAGCAGGAAAAAGACAUCCCCACUCAACAAGGUUCUGUCCAUCAGGAGAGUCCACUCAAGAAGCUUCCAAACCAUGAGAGUUACAUUGUUCAAGGAAUUUCUUACGCACAAGUGCCAGAUAAAGCUCCCGCUUCUCAACAACAAACAGGUUCGCAUAGUGCGCAAGUUGUUCAAAAUUUACCGCUUUACACUUAUAACAAUCAACAACAAGGACAGCAGAACCAAAACCAAGUUCAGUUUGUUGUCCCUCAGCAAUAUACCGAAAGUUCUGACCCCAAGCAUCCGUUUCAAGGGAUUCACUUACAGGGAAGCAUUCCCAACACGCAAGAAGUUUCCUCUCGCGUUGUUGCAGACGGACAAAAUAACUAUAAUAAAAUAAACGGUCACGUAGCACGCAAUCCAGUUUCUCAACAAACAGAAAAUCCUACAAAACAGUCACAGAUCAGCUAUAACCCUCAAUAUCAGUCUAUUAUAUUACAGCCACAAAGUGGACACGUUGCAACCAAAAAUGGUGGUUCUGAAUUGCAUUUUAACAGACCAGUGCAAUUCAAUCAUCAAUCGUACCACAGGAAUCCUCAAGAAGCUCAGCCUAAUCCUGCCAGUAUUCAACAACAAUCUUUGGUGAUUCACCCUCAGCAGCCAAAAGCUGUAAAACCGAUUAAUUCCUUUCAAGCCAGCCCACAUUAUGUGGGACACGUCCAUGACGAAAGAAAUUUUGCUUCUGUCCAAGCAUCACAGGAUGGAACUUACAGUUCUGAGACAAAUAACCCACAGAUACACUAUAAGAGUUCCGAAGUACCCAAGCAAGAAACUGUGCCAGUACAGCAUUCGUUCGAUUACUCUUACGUUGUCAACUCCAAUCCUAAUCUCGAUGGACACCCAAGGCAAAGAGAUCUGAUCAGUGGUUACGAGAACCAAAGAUCAGUGGGAAGCAUUCCGGCUACUCAUCAUUACGCUGGACAACCUGAUUUGUCUGUGUAUCAAAGCCAAACUGGUUCUUUUAGCCAUUCCCAACAGGAAAACCGACAACCGCAUCAGAUUGAUUACACUUCAGUGGCAGUAGAUGACAAGCAGGAAGCUGUGACUGAAAACGAAAAAACAUACUAUACUACUUCAUCUAAAGAUACAAACUACACGCCCAAAAAUCAACACGAUCUACCAACUUACGGUCAUCUUCCAGCGAGUGAUCAGCGAUCAAAGGUUGCUGAAACAAAUGGGCAUCCGACUAAAGAGACCUCGAAGCAGGAUACGGAAACAGAAGAAGAGACUGAUUACAAAGUCGUGUAUAUUCCUCUCGAUAUAUUGAAAAACAUUUUAGGAAACAGCGUGGAUGGACAAAAAGUUGAAAACGUCAGUUGAAUCCAUGUUUCAAGGAAUACAAAGGACAGUAAAACAUGACUUUUGUGGUGUUAGGCUAAAAUUGCUGGUCAACUCCUUAUAACCCGAAGUCAUUUAUUGAAGAAACUGAAUGCACGAGUCUCUCUUUGGGGGACCGUUUUCAAUAAAUGCGAUUCACGCCCCUCCAGUGGCUAUCCAGAGAGAAGGAGAGCCUGAUUUUUUUGUGCGAGAAUUCUUUUCACCAAUUCGAUUCUCUGUCGAUGGUAAUUGGAGUUGUGUAGAAUCGCAUCGAGUGAGAAUGUCCCUUUACAACGAAGAAAUAAAAAUAAUUAUUUUUAAAGUUUUCAUUUCACUGGUUGCAAAUUUUGCAACAAAACUACUAAAAAAAAGGACUUUUUUUAUAUUCUCAGUCAAAGAGAGAGACAGAGAAACAGAAUUCACAGAAAAGCGAUUUAAUUAAAAUAUCAAUUAAAACGUUUCACAAUUUCAAGCAAUUGAAAAUGGUGGGUGAUGCUUCCGUGAAUGAACUUUUACGUUGGCAAUAGAGGCAAUAGAAAUAAAGAAAUUAAAUAAUAAACCUAUGAUUGCGCUUGCAGUUUUUAAAAAUCACUUCAAUUGCGAAUAUUCGUUUCAACUCAAAUUUUCUGCUUUAAAAAGUGUACAGUAAUCGAAUGGGACGGACGUUCUUGUUUUCUUUUUCCCAUAUUUUCUCUGAGUCUUAUAAAAUGAGCAAAAAGAUGGAAGUCUUUCAAAAAAAAGAAGAAA